Molecule: messenger RNA, 3170 nt
Organism: Gossypium raimondii (Peruvian cotton)
Lineage: Eukaryota; Viridiplantae; Streptophyta; Magnoliopsida; Malvales; Malvaceae
Product: C2 and GRAM domain-containing protein At5g50170
Exons: 9
Coding region: 26-3094 (1022 amino acids)
Source: RefSeq, a predicted model, not a curated record
UUAAUCUUUUUCUUUACUACUGUCCAUGAGGCUUUACGUUUACGUGUUGCAAGCCAAGGACUUGGCUAUUCACGACACUUACGUCAAACUACAACUUGGCAGGUUCAAAUCCAAGACUAAGACUUCCUCCAAUACUUCGAACCCCGUCUGGAACGAGGAAUUCGUUUUUAGAGUGCACGAUGUCGGUGAUCAACUUCUUGUUUCCCUCUUUCACCAACACGAUUCUGCUUUCUUCAAUGCUUCCAAGGACUUGGUUGGACGAGUUGCUGUUCCCCUGUACUUGGUCUCUGAUCAACAGAAUCAAACCUUGCCUCCCACUUGGUUUUCUCUUCACAAGCCCAAUACUGGGAAGUUUAUUAAUCACGAGUCUGGAAAAAUUCUUCUAACCCUUUCUUUGCAUGGAAAAGGGCAUGAUAAUUCAACCAACCAUCUUCUUUAUUCACAAUCUGACAUUUACCACGAGGACUGCAACCAAUUUGAAAGCACCUGCAAACUAUCUCAAGACAUAUUUAAUGCCAAAGCUCCAUGUCUAAAAAUCACCAAAGGGAUAGUGAAGACUAUUGCAGGGCAGCUUGAAAAGGUUUUCAAUAAGAACAAAGAAAACUCGAGAACCGAUGAUUCCCCAUCGGACUUAUCCUCUACUGGAUCUGAUCAUGAGGAGGGACACUCCUGUGACUGCAGCUUUGAAGAAGCAGUUGAAUCGAUGCAGUUAGAGCACAACGAGCACGAUGUUCCCGAAAACCUUGAGGGAGGAAUCGUUCUCGAUCAGAUGUACGCAUUAUCCCCAAAUGAUCUAAAUAAGCUUCUGUUCGCACCUGAUUCACAGUUUAGGAAAGAUCUGGCACAACUACAGGGAGCAACAGAUGUUCAGGAGGGGCCUUGGACGUGGAAAUCCGGGGAAGUUUUGUGCUUAACACGAGUUAUUACUUACACGAAGUCCGCGACGAAGUUAGUAAAGGCUGUUAAAGCAACAGAAGAGCAAACCUAUAUCAAAGCCAAUGGUCAGGAAUUUGCCAUCCUGGUAUCCGUAAGUACUCCUGAAGUUCCUUAUGGAAGUACAUUUAAUAUCGAAUUACUUUACAAGAUAAUGCCUGGACCGGAGCUACAAACAGGAGAAGAAUCUUGUCAUCUCAUAGUAUCAUGGAGAGUUAAUUUCCAUCAGAGCACGAUGAUGAGGAGCAUGAUCGAAGGGGGAGUUAAGCAGGGAUUGAAGGAGAGUUUUGACCAGUUUUCUAACUUACUAGCUCAGAAUUUGAAGACACUGGAUCUCAUGGAAUUAUCAGACAAGGAUCAUAUGCUGUCAGCUUUGCAAUCAGAACACCAGUCCGAUUGGGAAUUGGCAAUUGGGUACUUCUGGAAUUUCACUGUCGUUUUAACCAUUUUCAUGGUUUUGUUUUUCAUGGUGCAUGUUCUACUCUGUGAUUCUUCCCAAGUCCAAGGCCUGGAAAUUGAUGGACUUGAUUUGCCUGAUAGUUUUGGAGAGCUUAUCACAAGCGGAAUCUUAGUUUUACUUUUGCAGCGUGUUUACAACAUGGUUUCUCACUUCAUCCAGGCUAGAUUGCAAAGAGGAAGCGAUCAUGGAGUCAAAGCUCAAGGUGAUGGAUGGGUUCUCACCGUAGCUUUGAUCGAGGGUGCUAACUUGGCAUCCCUGGAUUCAACAAAUGAUUUAGACCCUUACGUGGUUUUUACCUGCAAUGGCAAGACAAGAACAAGUUCUGUCAAGCUUCAAACUCAUGAUCCUCAAUGGAAUGAAAUACUUGAGUUUGACGCCAUGGAAGAACCUCCAUCGGUGUUGGAUGUCGAAGUUUUCGAUUUCGAUGGGCCUUUCGACCAGGCUGCCUCACUCGGGCAUACUGAGAUCAAUUUUCUGAAACAUACAUCCGCGGAACUAAGUAAUUUGUGGAUCUCCCUUGAAGGAAAGCCUGCUCAGACUUCUCAGUCAAAGUUGCACUUGAGAGUAUUUUUGGACAAUAACAAAGGAGUUGAAACUAUUAAGGAAUAUUUAACAAAGAUGGAAAAGGAAGUAGGCAAAAAGUUGAAUCUUCGUUCACCUCACAAGAACUCAACGUUUCAAAAACUGUUUGGAUUGCCACCUGAAGAAUUUCUUAUAAGUGACUUCACAUGUUACCUCAGGAGAAAACUGCCUGUGCAGGGGCGCCUCUUUCUAUCAGCCAGAAUUGUGGGGUUUUAUGCCAAUUUGUUUGGACACAAGACCAAGUUUUUCUUCCUUUGGGAAGAUAUAGAAGACAUCCAAGUGCUUCCUCCAUCACUGGCUUCAGUGGUUAGCCCUACUCUAGUCAUAGUUCUUCGAAAGGGACGAGGUCUUGAUGCAAGGCACGGCGCAAAGUCCCAAGAUGAAGAAGGAAGACUAAGAUUUUAUUUUCAAUCUUUUGCGUCAUUCAAUGAGACCAGCAGGACGAUAAUGGCGUUGUGGAGAACAAGAACUUCAACAACUGAUCAAAAAGAAGAGAUUGCGGAAUUGGUGCAGCAUGAACAAGAGGAAAUACCCAUCGUAACCGAAGAGAUCACCGGAUCCGUUGUGGAUGUAGAAAAUACAAAGAUGUCAAAGAUUUACACUGCUGAACUUCCCAUCUGUAUAACAUCAGUGAUGGAAACGUUUGACGGAGGAGAAAUGGAGCACAAAAUUAUGGAGAAAUCUGGUUGUCUGAAUUAUGCAGCGACCAGUUGGGAACAGGUAAAGUGUAAGAGUGGUGUUUAUGAAAGACGAGUCCGUUACAAGUUCAAUCGCCAUGUUUCAAUCUUUGGAGGGGAAGUCACCAGCACACAACAAAAAUAUCGGAUAGCAAACGGUGAUGUGGGGUGGAUUGUGAAUGAGGUGAUGCUGCUGCACGAUGUUCCAUUUAGUGAUCACUUCCGUGUGCAACUUAGGUAUCAUAUUGAGAAGUCGAGUCUCGCUCGUAAUGCAUGCAAGUGUGAUGCAUACAUCGGAAUCAAGUGGCUUAAAGUUAAAAGCAUCAAUUUUCAGCUCAGAAUAACGCGAAACAUAACUGAUAAAUUUAUUCAUCGAGUGAAAGAGAGAUUUGAAUUUCUCGAAAGAGAAAUUCUGUUUGGAACUUGGAAUUCAACAAGAUAGAUAUUACAUACAUAGUUGUGAUAUACGUUUGAUAAAGUUUCCUUAUUACUUGUAAUGAAACAAUUCUUUUCUUUCU